Canariomyces notabilis is the source of this 1020-nucleotide messenger RNA. Its product is annotated as NAD(P)-binding protein. The transcript is spliced from 3 exons. Bases 1 to 1020 code for a protein of 339 amino acids. Lineage: Eukaryota; Fungi; Ascomycota; Sordariomycetes; Sordariales; Chaetomiaceae. The record is from RefSeq and is a predicted model, not a curated record.
AUGCAAACCAUAAAGGAUACACUGGCCGAGAACUUUGGUGGGCCGGUUUCAAAGUUGGGUUCGCGGCAAUUCAAGCUCGAUGAGUGUCCGGAUCUAUCUGAUAAAGUGGCCGUCGUGACCGGAGGUAGCGAGGGCAUUGGGUUUGGUGUUACUUACACCCUGCUGAAGCACAAUAUUUCCAAACUCUACAUCCUCUCCGUCUCCAAGGAGGUUGUUGAGGGUGCCAAGGAUGUCAUGGCCAAGGAACUCGGCCAAGACAAAGCAGAUCGUACGGUUUGGAUCCAGUGCGACCUGGCCAACUGGAUGAGAGUCAAGGAGGUCGCCGAGAACAUCAAGCGCGACGCGCCGCGGCUCGACAUCCUGGUCAACAACGCCGGAAGGGGUAUCAUGCCGGCCGAGAUGACAUCGUACGGGGUUGACCGGCACAUGGCGGUCAACCACAUGGGCCAUGUGAUCCUGACGAGCCAUCUGCUGCCGCUGAUGAAGCGGACAGCAGAAAAUGGGGCCAUUGUCCGGAUCAGCAACCAGUCGAGCAACCUGCACCAGAAGGCACCCAGCGACACCAAGUUUGCGACUCUGGAGGAGAUCAACCGAGAUCUGGGACCGAAUGGGCAGUACGCCCGGAGCAAGCUGGCAGCCAUUCUGUACGCGCGAUAUUUCACCCGCAAAGUGACAAGAAACGGCUUUCCAAACUUGCUCAUGAACGCGACGCACCCGGGUUUCGUGAGCUCGAAGCAGAGCAGAACCGACAUUUUCGAUGCGUUUCCCCUGGCUGGAUAUGCCAUGUCUCAUGGCAUUGAGCCUUUCAAAAAGGACCAAUUUGAGGGCGCUGUUCCGACCGUCUACGCGGUGACAACGACAGAGGAGUCGGGCCAGUAUAUUUGCCCGCCCGCCAUUCCCGAGCCUGGAAGCGAGUUAGCGCAAAGCGAUGAAUUGGCGGACAGUUUGAUGGAGCUCACCAGGAAGGUCAUCAGCGAGAAGACGGGAGCCCCGUUUGACGACCUUGCGGUCAAUGACUGA